Molecule: messenger RNA, 2052 nt
Organism: Arthroderma uncinatum
Lineage: Eukaryota; Fungi; Ascomycota; Eurotiomycetes; Onygenales; Arthrodermataceae
Product: serine/threonine-protein kinase 24
Exons: 2
Coding region: 1-2052 (683 amino acids)
Biological process (GO): protein phosphorylation
Molecular function (GO): protein kinase activity; ATP binding
Source: RefSeq, a predicted model, not a curated record
AUGUCUGUCACUGAUGUACGCCGGUCUAGGGUCGACAAGCGGACCGGUCAAUCGGUUGCGAUCAAGAUAAUCGACGUUGAAAAUGCCGAUGACGAAGUCGAAGAUAUCAUACAGGAGAUCUCGAUAUUAUCGGAGCUCAAUUCGCCGUACGUCACCAAAUAUCAUGGCUCGUUCCUGAAGGGAUCGGAUCUAUGGAUCAUAAUGGAGUUUUGUUCGGGGGGCAGCUGCUCGGAUUUGAUGCGUGCGGGGCGCAUAUCGGAGGAAUAUAUUAUGAUUAUUCUUAGAGAACUGCUGCUGGGGUUGGAUUACUUGCAUAACGAUAACAAACUACAUCGAGAUGUCAAAGCGGCAAAUGUAUUACUUACGGCGAAUGGACAGGUCAAGUUGGCCGACUUUGGUGUUUCUGGUCAACUAUCGGCAACAAUGACCAAGAAAAACACCUUCGUUGGAACCCCGUUCUGGAUGGCCCCGGAGGUUAUCAAACAGUCGGGUUACGACCACAAGGCUGAUAUCUGGUCCCUGGGUAUCACGGCAAUUGAGCUAGCUAUGGGGGAGCCACCACUCUCAGACAUUCAUCCCAUGAAGGUUCUCUUCCUGAUUCCAAAGAACACUCCACCUACCCUCCAGGGAGCUUUCAGCAAAUCGUUCAAGGACUUUGUUGAUCUAUGUCUAAGGCGUGAUCCGAGAGAACGACCUACUGCCAAGGAGCUAUUGAGACAUCCGUUCGUUAAACGUGCGAAGAAAACAACAUACCUAACAGAGUUGAUAGAACGCUAUGAACGAUGGUUUGCGAAGAACGGGAACCGGCUACCGGACGAUGAAGAUGAUGAUAUAUAUCACCAGCAGGAGCAGUACCAACCUGCCAUGGCCGGAGGGGACGACGAUCUAUGGGACUUUGGCACCGUACGACCGGCAGGGGGGAACAGAGCUGCUGGGCUGCGUGCCAUGAACGAGGCUGCAGCAAACGCAAGGGCACAGGUCCCCAAUAUGCAGAGUCGAACUCAGUCGAAUAAUAGCCAUCAUCCCGACUUACAGGAAAAUAUUCACAGUAAACUGUCGAAAGAGACGCUCAAGAGCCCGCCAUCACCGCAGAAACGAAAUUUCACUGCGGAAACACCGCCUGCGACCCCAAGCAAUGUGUCCAGAGUACCGCUACCAACGCCUCAGCAUUCUCAAACACAGUCGAUACACCGCGAUCAACUAAAGACACCAACUGCCCUUGGGAAGCCUCACCCUUCUCUGCCACAGCAGGAAGAAGAAAGCCCUAACACCCAUGAUUAUGACCGGGCAUUGCAGCGAUCACUAGCCCAGGACCUUAACUUCCUAAAGCUAGCGGAGUCCCCUAACAGCACACCAACGCAACCUAUCCCAAAAGCACCCGCUACUGAAGUAAUCCAUAGGAAGCCAGCUCCGAUGCAAUUGCCUGAAAUACCUCCAUUUAAGGGGCCAUCUAGGUCAUCGACCCCCACCCAUAUGUCCAAACCCCCGGGACAGUAUCCUCUUCCUCCCCUCUCGGCUCAUCCUUCGUCCAAUCUUUCAUCCCAUCAUCAUCAUCAGCAGCAACAACAACAGCAGCAGCAGCAGCAGCCUCAAUCCACACGCUCCCAACCCCCAACUUCAGCACCAGAACAUACCCCUGCCCCUCGCAAAUCUCGCGACUCUCUAGACUCCAUCUCCUCCCAAUCAACAGUCCACUUCUCCUCUCACGACCAACCUAACCCCAACGAACCCAUCACCGCACUCAACGGUGUGAUCCUCCCUGCCCUCGAAGCCGCUCUCCACCGCCGCACAUAUGCUCUCAACUCCAUGUGCCGUGUCCAACCAGGCACCCCAGCUAACCAACGGCCGUCGACAGAGCAGAUACAGCGGCAGGUAUAUGCACACGAGAAGCUCAAGAGGCUCGUCGUCAAGGCUGCAGGCGUAUUCAAGGAGAUCGAGCGAUGGGACUCUGAGGCGCCGUUGGGUAUGGGCGGGGACAUCAAUGCGUUCCUUGAAGGCUUUUUAGAGGAGGUUCUUGUUCGUGUUGAACCGGAGGAGGACCCAGGAGAGUGA